AUGUCUACCAUCGCGCUUCGUCGCGUUCUUGCCCAUGUGCCGCGGAGAUGUGCGCAGAGGACAUCGGCGAGCUUGCGUGUGGGCGGUAGACGCGGCAUGGCUUCGGACGCGCACGGUGCGAAAAAGUCCAGCGAUACUGCUUGGCUCAUUGGCUCCGGCGUCGUCACUGCGCUUGGUGCUGCUUGGAUCCUUUCGCCACCGUCGAAGAAGCCAGCACACUCCGCUGCAAAGGCCGCAAAAGCUCCCAUCGAGCACGCCCUUCCGCCCCCAGAGAAGGAGACGCAGAAAGAACCUCAAACGAUGAAAGACUCUGAGGGGACUGAGGCAGACGUUACCGAAAGUCAAAAGGCUAGCUUCGAUGCGGAUUCACCAAAGGACGCUCAAGAAUCCGAAGAAUCCGGUUCUGCUGAAGACACUCGCUUUGACGACGGUGCACCAGGUCAAACUGCAGAAGUGCAUGAAGAAGAAAAACCUGAGCAAAAGGAGAAGCCGGGCAAAACAGAACGAACUGGAACUCUUCAGGACAAACCCGGACCAACAAAUCUCGGCGAAGCACGGAAGCAGGCUAAGGAAGAAGGGAAUGCACCAAAGGAGGCGGCAAAGGAGACUGAAAAGCAAUCCGAAUCUUCUUAG
Messenger RNA from Fomitiporia mediterranea MF3/22, 633 nucleotides. RefSeq lists its product as uncharacterized. Lineage: Eukaryota; Fungi; Basidiomycota; Agaricomycetes; Hymenochaetales; Hymenochaetaceae. The transcript has 5 exons. The record is from RefSeq and is a predicted model, not a curated record. Bases 1 to 633 code for a protein of 210 amino acids.